AUGUGUAGGGGUUGUCCCCCUAUCAUUCUUGGCGGUCUUACCUUAUCCUAUCCUCGCAACGUCAGGGGAUUGCCUCCUCGGUUGCAGAGCCCUGGAUGUGUAGGGGUUGUCCCCCUAUCAUUCUUGGCGGUCUUACCUUAUCCUAUCCUCGCAACGAAUAACUUGGUUGGCCCUUGUUUUCCUACAGUCCCCCUUGCAUCUUCCAGGUUGUCCCUGGGAGUGUGGGGUUACCUAUCCUCGCAAUGUCAGGGGAUUGCCUCCUCGGUUGCAGAGCCCUGGAUGUGUAGGGGUUGUCCCCCUAUCAUUCUUGGCGGUCUUACCUUAUCCUAUCCUCGCAACGCCAGGGGAUUGCCUCCUCGGUUGCUGAGCCCUGGAUGUGUAGGGGUUGUCCCCCUAUCAUUCUUGUCGGUCUUACCUUAUCCUAUCCUCGCAACGUCAGGGGAUUGCCUCCUCGGUUGCAGAGCCCUGGAUGUGUAG
This is a messenger RNA of Nezara viridula (southern green stink bug), 477 nucleotides long. The record is from the annotation of a GenBank genome assembly. NCBI's taxonomy places the organism in Eukaryota, Metazoa, Arthropoda, Insecta, Hemiptera, Pentatomidae.